Molecule: messenger RNA, 1115 nt
Organism: Daphnia carinata
Lineage: Eukaryota; Metazoa; Arthropoda; Branchiopoda; Diplostraca; Daphniidae
Product: venom allergen 3 homolog
Exons: 6
Coding region: 601-1077 (158 amino acids)
Cellular component (GO): extracellular region
Source: RefSeq, a predicted model, not a curated record
GUACCCUAAAAAAGACGUUGUCACUAACGAGAUAUGUGGGUCACAAGGGUUGGUUAUUUUAUUUCCGUAUUGGGAACACUUAAUGGCAAGCCCUCCAGCAAUUAAAGGGUAGUCCGUCUCCAUGCGCUUGGAAUAUAAAAAGAGAAUAAAAUCUCCAGUCCACUGAAUAGUCAGCAAAAGAGCACAACUACCAUGGUCUACAAGCUGUUUGAAGGUCUGCUACUGUUUUUCUUGGUGAUUCAUCAAGUGCAGCUGUCAAGUGCCCAGCCAAUAAGUUCUUCCUCUGAUUACCAUGAACAUCAACCUUCUCACAGUUUGAGAUCGAGUGAGAGCAGCCAGGAUAUCUUGAUUAAAGAUCCACCAGCUUACUGCAAUCCGGAACCGCCUCAUCCAAUACCUUCUAGUGAUGCCACUUAGUCGGAUGCCCGUUUUCAACAACCCAGUUGGUUUCGGAUUGGUGAAGAAGAUGUCGUUAAAGAUCUAAGAGCCAGUGAGGAAGAGAAAAAACUCAUUCUAGAUCUUCACAAUCAUCUCAGACGCAAGGUGGCGUCGCAUAGAGAACAACGAGGCUCACCGGGACCCCAACCGCCUGCAAUUUCCAUGCCUAAUUUGAUGUGGGAUGAUUCACUGGCUAAUGCUGCCUCGGAAUGGGCACAGAACCUGCAAUACAAACACGAGCCCGAUCCAGUUAAUUAUGGGCAGAAUUUGCACAUGAGUUUCAGCCAUCAACCCAGGAACACGACAGACUGGGCCAGUGUCAUCAAUGGCAAAGAUGGCUGGUUUGACGAGGUCAAUUACAUGGAUUGUGCUAGCGUCGUAUCUUUCAAGAGUUGCCAGGCAACUAACGGCAAAGUAAUUGGCCAUUAUACGCAAUUAGUUUGGGCUGAAACUACUCACGUCGGUUGUGCAGCCAUCGGAUAUUACGAUGAUUACAAUGGCUAUCCUUUCACGCCCGGACAGCCUUACAAACAGUUCUAUAUCUGCAAUUACAGUCCUCGCGGCAAUGCUCCGAAUAAACCGGUCUACAAAGUGGAUUAUUCUUUAUCUUCUUCAAAUUGCCCCAAUCAGCAUGAAUAAAUGUGAAAUAAAUUGUACAUGAAUGACAAAGAUUGUGU